Messenger RNA from Naegleria lovaniensis, 1347 nucleotides. RefSeq lists its product as uncharacterized. Gene Ontology annotation, cellular component: cytoplasm. Gene Ontology annotation, molecular function: tryptophan-tRNA ligase activity; ATP binding. Gene Ontology annotation, biological process: tryptophanyl-tRNA aminoacylation. The record is from RefSeq and is a predicted model, not a curated record. The transcript has a single exon. NCBI's taxonomy places the organism in Eukaryota, Heterolobosea, Eutetramitea, Acrasida, Naegleriidae. Bases 1 to 1347 code for a protein of 448 amino acids.
AUGUCCACAGAAACCAAUAACAACAACACACCAUCAUCAUCUUCGGAACAAGCGCACACCCCUGAACAAAUCAUUACACCAUGGGACGUGGAGGCAGAAAGUGAAAUGGGAGUGGACUACUCAAAAUUAAUUGUCCAAUUCGGUUCUGAAGAAAUUCAAGAAGAUUUAUUGGAACGAAUUGAGAAGGUCACUCAAAGACCUGUUCAUCACUUCCUCAAGAGAAAGGUCUUCUUCUCUCAUCGUGAUAUGCACAAAUUAUUGGAUUAUUAUGAACAGGGAAAGCCCUUCUAUCUCUAUACCGGAAGAGGUCCUUCCAGCGAGAGUAUGCACUUGGGACACUUGAUUCCGUUCCUCUUCACCAAAUAUUUGCAAGAUGUCUUCAAUGUUCCUCUCGUUAUUCAAAUGACCGAUGAUGAAAAGUUCUUGUGGAAGAAUUUGGAAUUGGAGGAGGCUCAUCGGCUCACUUAUGAAAACGCCAAGGAUAUUAUUGCUUGUGGUUUUGAUAAAGAAAAGACAUUCAUCUUCUCCAAUAUGGAAUAUAUGGGACACUUGUACAAGACUGUUCUUCAAAUUGAAAAGGCUGUUACGACCAGUCAAGUCAAGGGAGUGUUCGGAUUCAACGAUUCCGACAAUAUUGGAAAAUUCUCAUUCCCUGCCAUUCAAGCAGCUCCAUCCUUUUAUACAGCCUUUCCUCACAUCUUCCCAGAGAAUGAAUCAACCAAGUCAGGUUCAUCAGAUUCCAAGAAAAAGUCAUCCUCCUCGAGCAAGCCAAAGAAGAGAAGAGAUAUCAUGUGUCUCAUCCCAUGUGCCAUUGAUCAAGAUCCAUACUUUAGAGUCACACGUGAUGUGGCUCCUAAAUUGGGAUUCCAAAAACCAUCUCUCAUUCACUCCAAAUUCUUCCCUGCAUUGCAAGGUGCGAAAACUAAAAUGUCAGCUUCUGCAGAAAAUUCAUCCAUUUUCUUGACCGAUACACCAAAGCAAAUUAAGGACAAGAUUAACAAACAUGCCUUUUCUGGAGGUGGUGCAACCAAGGAAGAACAAGAAAAGUAUGGUGCAAAUCUUAGUGUGGAUGUUCCAUUCAAAUAUUUGGAAUUCUUUUUGGAAGAUGACGCUCUCUUUGAGGAAAUUCGUGAAAAGUAUUCAACUGGUAAAAUGUUGACUGGUCAAGUGAAAGGUAUCCUCAUUGAUAUUUUGACCAAGAUGGUGAAAGAACAUCAAGAGAGAAGAGCCAAAAUUACAGAUGAAGAGGUGAAAGAGUUUUUAUCGGUUCGUAAACUCAAUUUCGCUUGGCCAACAAAGAAGGAGGUUGUUGUACAACCAACUUGUUCUGACAACGAGCAGAAAUAA